Molecule: messenger RNA, 2300 nt
Organism: Impatiens glandulifera
Lineage: Eukaryota; Viridiplantae; Streptophyta; Magnoliopsida; Ericales; Balsaminaceae
Product: ABC transporter G family member 12-like
Exons: 9
Coding region: 16-2103 (695 amino acids)
Cellular component (GO): membrane
Molecular function (GO): ATP hydrolysis activity; ABC-type transporter activity; ATP binding
Source: RefSeq, a predicted model, not a curated record
AUAUAUAUAUUAUAAAUGGAAAUAGAGGCCGGCGCCGGAGGAGAUGUGGAAAACGGCGGUGGCGGUCAUAGUGGUGGUGGGGAAGAACACAAUGACGAUCAGGUGGCUGGAGGGGCAUAUUUGGUUUGGGAAGAUCUAACAGUUGUAUUGCCUAACUCCGGUAGUGGCCGCCGCCUUGUUUCUCCGAGGAGGCUUCUCCGGGGCAUCAACGGCUACGCCGAGCCUUGUCGCAUCAUGGCCAUUAUGGGCCCUUCCGGCUCCGGCAAGUCCACUCUUCUCGACUCUCUCGCAGGUAGAUCUUCAAUGAACACUGUGAUGACUGGCAAUAUUCUUCUCAAUGGGAAGAAGAGGAGACUUGAUUAUGGGGUUGUGGCUUAUGUAACACAAGAAGAUGUUUUAUUGGGAACACUCUCGGUAAGAGAAACAAUCACUUACUCGGCAAAUUUAAGGCUUCCAACAUCCCUUAAGAAGGAAGAGAUAAAUGAUAUCGUUGAAGGAACCAUAAUGGAAAUGGGGCUCGAAGAAUGUGCGGAUAGGAUGAUAGGAAAUUGGCACUUUAGGGGCAUUAGUGGUGGGGAGAAGAAGAGACUUAGCAUUGCCUUAGAGAUUCUUACCCGACCUCGUAUAUUGUUCCUCGACGAGCCAACAAGUGGCCUCGAUAGUGCCUCUGCGUUCUUUGUGAUUCAAUCCCUUAGAAAUGUUGCCCACGAUGGUCGCACCGUUAUUUCCUCCAUUCAUCAACCUAGCGGUGAAGUGUUUGCCCUUUUUGACGACUUAUGUCUCCUAUCCGGAGGUGAAACCGUGUACUUUGGAGAGGCCAAAAUGGCUAUUAAGUUCUUUGCAGAAUCGGGAUUUCCUUGCCCUAGUAGAAGGAAUCCUUCCGAUCACUUCUUACGUUGCAUUAAUUCGGAUUUCGACGUAGUAGCAGCCACACUGAAAGGAUCACAAAGACAUCGAGAAGUGUUGGAUCCUUUGAUGGAUAUAGCAACGACGGAGAUCAAAACAACCCUAAUUGACAAGUACAAGUGUUCGGAAUAUGCAUUCAAAGCUCGAGCAAAAAUCAAACAACUUUCUUCCAUUAGAGGAGUUGAAGUUGAGGUAAAACGUGGAAGCCAAGCGGGAUGGUUGAAGCAACUCUCGACGUUAACUAAGAGAUCUUCCAAAAACAUGUCGAGAGAUUUCGGGUACUAUUGGUUGCGUCUAGUUAUAUACAUAAUCGUGUCCGUUUGUGUUGGCACCAUCUAUUUUGACAUCGGCACUGGCUAUAACUCGAUCUUUGCUCGUGGAGCCUGUGGCGGCUUCAUAUCGGGUUUUAUGACUUUUAUGUCCAUUGGAGGCUUCCCAAAUUUCAUAGAAGAGAUGAAGGUGUUCUACAAAGAACGACGUAACGGAUAUUAUGGAGUCGCGGUUUUCAUUGUGUCAAACUUCAUAUCUUCCUUCCCAUUCUUAUUCAUGAUCGCGAUAUCAACUGGGACUAUAACCUAUAACUUGGUGAAAUUUCGGCCGGGAUUCUCUUAUUACUUGUUCUUUUGUCUCAAUCUUCUUUGCAACAUUUCGGCCAUUGAGAGCUGCAUGAUGGUGGUAGCUUCGUUAGUACCCAACUUCUUGAUGGGAAUCAUAACCGGAGCUGGACUAAUCGGAAUAAUGAUGAUGACAUCGGGGUUCUUCCGGUUGCUAGACGAUCUUCCAAAAGUGUUUUGGCGCUACCCAAUCUCCUACAUAAGUUUCCAAUCAUGGGCACUCCAAGGUGCAUACAAGAAUGAUUUACUCGGGCUAGAGUUCGAUAAUCUAUUUUCGGGAAUGCCAAAGCUAAAUGGUUCAUAUGUGAUAACAAAGAUGUACAAAAUCCCCAUAGAACAUUCGAAAUGGUGGGACUUGUUUGCGGUGUUGUUAAUCCUUAUAUCUUAUCGAAUCAUAUUCUUCUUGAUCCUCAAGCUCAAGGAACGCGCCUCGCCCUUCUUUCGAUCAUUGUACGCAAAGAGAGCAGUUCAUAUCCUCAACAAGAGGCCUUCCUUCAGGAAGAAUCCGAGUUUCGGAUCCAAUAGGUACAUUCCCCCACACUCAUUGUCCUCCCAAGAAGGGCUUAGUUCUCCUAUUCCAUAAAAAAAAGUUACUGCAAACACACACUAUGGUUUACCUUUGUUAUACAUAUAAAUGAUGUUUUUAUUGGAGAGACAGUUCCAAUAAAAAAAAUAAUAAGAAUCACUCAUAGAUAUUUUCCUUCUUUAGUUACUCGAAAUGAUGCUUUAUAUGUAACAUAUUGUAAAUUGCAAUAAAUGAAUGUCAAUCAAUAUCAUUAU